GUCGAAGUAAAAUAGUUUUCGUUUGUAGGAAUUUGAACUUACCUGUUGGACCCAAAUGUACAUUCUCUGAAACAACCACCGAUUAUUACUUCACUUUUAUUUUAUUAUAAAUCGGUCUGUACAUGUUGUUGUGGUAGGCAUCGAUUGAGUGUCCUCGUGCAGACGGUGUGCAGUUCUGUAGCUUAUGAGCGAUAGGGAUAUCACUAGUGAGGACGACCGGAUCUUGCGAUCGGCUAGACGCCCGAUAGCCCACUUGGCCUUAGGACCAAAGGGUGACAAAUUUAUGUUCCGCCAGCUUAGGGAGAGGCAGCAGCAGCAGAGGAGAGUUAGGGCAGUAGAGGCCAAUAGGGCGUUCGUAAGCAAAGCCGCAGCUUCAGCAGCCAUGGCCACGUCUGCGCAACAGAGUUCCCGGGCUAGCAGUUCAGGAUCUGUAGGGUCAACGGUCGCGCAGACCCAGAGUCAGUCAAGUGGCUUAAUGGCAAGCCAUCCGUUAGUGAUGACUCCCGAGGAGGUCGCCAUACAGCGAGCUGGUCAUCGCGAGGCACAACUACAACAGGCUUUAGGAGAGAUUAAGGCUGAAAAAGAAAGAAUGAUUAGAAGAAGAGCCAGGUUGCAGCGACGACAAGCGGACAUUAGCAAGUUAGAGGAGAUGGACCCAGCGGAGUUGGAUGAUGAAGUGAGGACCCUGAGGUGUGAGGUUGCUUUCAGACAGCUGAAGCAUGCGUUGACACACCAUGAGGUCUUGAAACUUCCCGAUCCUGACAAACCUUUCGUAGUAACUACGAAUGCUAGCCAAUAUGGCAUAGGCGCCGUACUUGCGCAGCAGGAGGGGAAGAAGUUGAGGCCAGUAGAGUACAUGUCCAAAAAGAUGCCCUCUCAAAAGUUGGCUAAGUCCACCUAUGAGAAGGAGCUCUGUGCGAUCUACAUGGCGCUCACCCAUUGGAGGCAUUAUCUCCUUGGGAGGUUCUUCUACGUCAGGACUGAUCACCAGACCCUGAAGUGGAUGAGAACCCAGCCUGUGCUCUCCGACGCUUUGAAGCGUUGGAUUGAAGUCAUAGAGCAGUAUGACUUCGAGCCCCAGUACAUCAAGGGCGAGUACAACAAGGUUGCUGACGCGUUGUCGUGUAGACCAGAUUUCUCCGGUGCGCUGAUCACUAAGUUUGGGUUUGCGGACGAUGUUACUCACUCUAUGGUGGAAGCCAACCGCGAGGAUCAGUUCAUGCCCGAGAUCAUUCGCAGACUCGAGGCGAAGGACAAAAUAACUUCUGCCGAGUUUGAGUUGGUCAACGGUCUGCUGUUCCUUGAGAAGGCCGGGAAUAAACAUUUGUGUGUUCCCAAUAGGGAGUCUUUGCGUAGUUUAUUUUUAGGUGAGUGUCAUGAUGCCACCAGACAUUUUGGCUUCAAGAAGACUGCAGCCAAUCUGCUGCAGCGGUUCUGGUGGCCCACGAUGAUGAGAGAUGCCAAGCUGUGCGUGGAGACUUGUCAGGUCUGUCAAAGAGACAAGCCCCGCGCACAGGCCCCUCUUGGGCUCCUUAAGCCCCUUCCGAUACCGGAAAGGCCCGGUGAGAGCCUGUCCAUGGACUUCAUGGACACACUGGUCACCAGCAAGAGUGGAAUGAGACACAUCUUUGUCAUUAUGGAUAGGUUUAGUAAGUAUGCUAGGUUAGUUGCAAUGCCAAAAACAGCAAGGACUGAGUACGUCAUUAGACUAUUCAAGGAAAACUGAGUCAGAGAAUUUGGAUUACCAAAGUCUAUCAUGAGUGACUGGGAUGUCAGAUUCACUAGCGAGUUGUGGAAGGCUGCAGCUGCAGAACAGGGGACAUAGCUGCAGAUGACCUCUGGGAACCACCCAGAGGCCAACGGCCAAGCAGAGCAGCUGAAUCGCGCUGUACAACACCUGCUGCGGCAUUACAUCAAGCCCAACCAGGUGGACUGGGAUGAGAAGCUUGCUCUCAUCGCCAACUUGUACAACAACGCUGUGCACAUCGCCACAGGGGUGAGCCCUAACAGUCUGCUACUAACUUUCAAGCCUAGACUGCCCCUAGACUUUCUAUUACCUGAGAACCAGCAAACUGCUGCACCGGGUACACUAGAAUUUGCUUAUCGAUAUGAACAAAUGAUGCAGCAGGCAGUGGAACAAAUGCAGAAAGCACAG
Molecule: messenger RNA, 2155 nt
Organism: Chara braunii
Lineage: Eukaryota; Viridiplantae; Streptophyta; Charophyceae; Charales; Characeae
Source: the annotation of a GenBank genome assembly